Messenger RNA from Mercurialis annua (annual mercury), 1723 nucleotides. Its product is annotated as beta-glucosidase 12-like. The coding region runs from base 1 to 1587 and encodes 528 amino acids. Gene Ontology annotation, biological process: carbohydrate metabolic process. The transcript is spliced from 12 exons. The record is from RefSeq and is a predicted model, not a curated record. Lineage: Eukaryota; Viridiplantae; Streptophyta; Magnoliopsida; Malpighiales; Euphorbiaceae. Gene Ontology annotation, molecular function: beta-glucosidase activity.
AUGAAUUUGAAUAUGAAAAUGGAAGCAAAAAGCUCCAAUCUGAUCUCAUUGUUGCUUCUGCUUUUACUCAUAAUUAACUCUUCUGUCCCGACGUAUCAGGCGCAGAGUCCCGCCGUGCCGGUUUCCAAGUUCGAUAGUAGCUAUUUUCCACAAGGGUUUUUGUGGGGCACAGCCACUUCUGCUUAUCAGACUGAAGGAGAAGCAAACUCAAAGGGCAGAGGACCUAGCACAUGGGACACAUUUACUCACAAGUUCCCAGAAAGGAUAGACGAUCGUAGCAAUGGAGAUGUUGCCACUAAUUCCUACAAUCUUUACAAAGAUGAUAUCAAGAAAAUGAAAACAAAUUUGGGUAUGAAUGCUUUCAGAUUCUCCAUUUCAUGGUCGAGAGUGAUACCUAGUGGGAAAUUAAGCAAAGGAGUAAAUGAAGAAGGAAUUAAUUUUUACAAUCGGCUUAUCAAUGAAACUUUAAAGAAUGGUUUGGUUCCUUUUGCAACCCUUUUUCAUUGGGAUGUUCCUCAAGGACUUGAAGAUGAGUAUGGUGGCUUCUUAAGCCCUAAGAUAGUAUCUGAUUUUAAGGAUUACGCAAACCUUUGCUUCCAAAGAUUUGGAGAUCGAGUAAAGAAUUGGAUCACUAUAAAUGAACCAUAUGUUUUUACUGUACAUGGCUAUGAUAGGGGCGAUUUGGCCCCCGGCCGAUGCUCAUCUUGGGUUAAUAAAGCAUGCCGAGCAGGAAAUUCAGCGGUUGAACCAUAUAUAGUUGGCCACAACGUGCUCCUUGCUCAUGCAGCCGGUGUUCAAGCAUAUAAAAAACAGGGUCAAAAGGGCAAAAUUGGAAUAACACUUGACGUGACUUGGCCGGUACCUUACUCCACAAGCGCAGCUGAUCGUGCAGCUGCUCAAAGAAACCUUGAAUUCUCUUAUGGUUGGUUUAUGGACCCCUUAACCUAUGGUUAUUAUCCAAAGAUAAUGAGAAAUCGAAUAGGACGUCGAUUGCCCUAUUUCACAAAGAAACAAGCUCAGCAAUUAAAAGGAUCUUACGAUUUUAUUGGCAUAAACUAUUACACUGCAAAUUUUGCUUCUGCAAAUGUUACUCGCGAUCCUAAUCCAAUUCAUAUUAGAUUUGGAACUGAAAGUGCUGUUAAUUUGACGAAAUUCAGAGAUGGAAAACCCAUUGGUUUGCAGGCUUCUCCAAGUUGGUUAUAUGUAUUUCCAGAAGGAAUUCGAUAUGUUUUAAACUACACCAAAGAUAAAUAUAAUGAUCCAGUACUUUAUAUUACAGAAAAUGGUAUUGGUAAUGAUAAAAAUGGUCGCAAAGAUUUGAUGAGGAUAAAAUAUUUUGAGGACCAUUUAUGGAAUGUGCUGAAAUCUAUAUGUGAUUACAAGGUUAAUGUGAAAGGUUAUUUUGCUUGGUCAUUUGUGGACAACUUUGAGUGGUCAAAUGGGUAUACAGUAAAGAUGGGUUUAUUUGAGGUAGACCGAAAUACAAUGAUCAGAUAUCCAAAACUCUCAGUUGGGUGGUUCAAGAAUUUCCUCCAAAAUAAGAAUUCCACCGGCGGACCCAAAUGCAGUAAAAACCGGCUAGCAUAAGUUCGGAUCCCACCGGCGGACCCGUAUUUCCAUAUGGCUAUUUCUCUUGUGAGAUGUGUUUGUUGUACAAGAAAAUAAGGUUCAUUUUUUAUAAAUGGACAUAAUAAAUCGUUUGAAUAAAUAUUUGGUUAUCAUG